GAACUGUCAGGCGCUUUCAGUCACUUGAUGUGAGAGUCCGGAAGUAGCUUGUGAACUAAGGGGGCUGUUUAAAGGGCUGGAAGAGCCCUGCUACAGUGCAAGGGCUUCCGAGACAUUACGCUGUUUAUUUUAUUUCUCAAAAAACUGCCAAGCAAACAGAGCAAAUAGACUCCAAACGGAAUAACAGUCUAAGCUUACAUGGCCAUCCUCUGAGCAUGUUACACAGGUACAUUCAUUGGGCAGUAUCUUUAUGUCUGUGCUGGGAAUCUUAGGUGUGCGAUGCACUGUGACCUUCCUACAGGGGGGCGAUGUCUCAUUGCUAUUAUUUUGUAUGAAAGACCAACCAGUGUCCCCCCUUUUUUUUUUUUUUUUUGGCGUUGUGCUAGCAAAACUGUAGUUGUUCCUGUAAUUGACUGUCCACUUUCAGAAGUCAGGGCACGGUUCUCUUUUUCACUUCCAGUAAUUGUCAGUGUUGAUUCUGGGCAUGUAAUAGGUUAAGGGUACUUACUUUGAAAAUUAUUUAUAAUCACAAUAGGGACACAAUUUGGCAGGUGGUGGUUAUGCAAAAAUCUUAAUAAUGGAGGGUUUAUUCACUAAAUCAGUUUCAUUUUUGUGCAGAAUUCAGAAAAUUUUCAUAAUUACUAUCUGACAGCUAUUGGACAAGUGUUCUCUGACAAAUGGAAUACAUGCCGUUAACACUGAGAUCUAUGGAAGAUUCCCAGAUCACAUCUUGGGAGUAAGACAAUGCCUGAAUCCCACAACUGUCAUUAUUGACAGCUGGUAGGCUUGGAUAAAAGUUAAAGGGACACUUUAGUCACCCAGACCACUUCAGCUCAAUGAAGUGGUCUGGGUGUCAGGUCCCUCUAGGGUUAACCCUGCCUGAUGUAAACAUAGAAGUUUCUGAGAAAUUGCUAUGUUUACAUCUGGGAUUAAGCCAGCCUCAAGUGGCUGUCUUCUGGACAGCCACUAGAGGCGCAUCGGCAAUGAUUGAGGCAUAUUAUUUCCUACGGACACUUUGAAUGCGCGCAGCAGUGUCGCGCAUGCGCAUUCGGCGCCGGUGACGUCAGACAAGGAUGCUGAUGUCGGCGGGGGAGGAGAGGUAAGGGAGGGAAAAGGGUGAGUAACCCCUUCAGCGCCGCGGGAGGGGGACCCUGAGGGUGGGGGCACCCUCAGUGUACUAUAGUGUCAGGAAAACCAAGCGGCAGAGCAAAGACAAAAUACUGAAUAAAAGACCAAGUGUAACAAUUUUGUGUGUCUAUGUAUAUAAUAUAAAUAUUAUGUAGACACUGGCAGAUUUUUUUUUUUCUCCCCUUUCAUUUUCUAGGGGUCAGCAACAUAUGGCACACAUCCCUAGGUAUUUCAAAGGGCAUAUUUUGAACCUUAGCGUGGGAUCAUUUUUUCUCUAGUUUGUUCCAGGUGUAGUGGUAAUAAGCAUUUUUUUACUUUUACUUUUUAAAACUCGCUUUUAAACUUUCUUAACUUUUUUUACACUUGUAAAAAAUUUUAUAAACUUUUGUUUUACCAUUAACCCCUAACUAGCAGUAAGCAGCACUAACAGUAAAUUCUCCAAUUUCCCAUAACUCCCACCCUCGUCGAUCUGGGGUUAAUUGUAGUAAAUGACGGAAAUUUUCCAUCAAGGGUCCUUAACGCAAGGACAUGCUUGACGAGAAAUUACCGUCUGUGGUCGGGAAAGGGUUAAUGAAGCAGUUUUAGUGUAUAGAGCAUGCCUCUCAGGUUUCACUGCUCAAUUCUCUGCCAUUUAGGAGUUAAAUCACUUUGUUUCUGUUUAUGCAGCCCUUGCCACACUUCCCCUGGCUCUGAUUGACACAGCCUGCACAAAAAAAGCUGGUUUCACUUUCAAUCAGAUGUAAUUAAUCUUAAAUUGAACUUAAUCACAUACAGGAUGACUCUUUACAGGAAGUGUUUUGGAAGGCUGUGCAAGUCACACGCAGGGAGGUGUGACUGGGGUUCAUAAACAAAGUGAUUUUACUCCUAAAUGGCCGAUAACUGAGCAGUGAGACUGCAGAGGCAUGAUCUAUACAUCAAAAACUGCUUCAUUAAGCUAAAGUUGUUUUGGUGACUAUAGUGUCCCUUUAAUAAAAUAGGACUGGCACAUCAAUGGACUUCAUGAUCUUGUUUUGGUACAGUAAUACUAAAAUGUCACAUCAAUGGCAUAUACACAGUGCACAUGUUCUUGUAUGGGCUCAAAGAACCAUAUCUCCCUCAGUGGUAUAAGAACGUGUGCAGGAGUGGAUAUAUAGACACGACAAUACCUGCUACUCACUGUGGCUACAACAGAUUCAGGAGUGUUCCUUCACACAACCUUUUUCCAUUGCAACUAACCAGCUCUAAUUAAACCCACAAAUUCAACUAAGGGCACUCAUUUUAAUUACCUUUGUCUUAUUAUUUUUCAUUAGGUGGCGUGUGAUCACUUAUAUGGAAAUCCGUGCUGUUUUUACAAUGGGUUGUAAUAUUAUGAUGUUAGAAGCAAUGCUCCUUGUCUUUCUCAUGAUUUCUUUAACCAUUUGUAGUACUGAAGGGUUUCAGCAGCAGUGGCCAGUGCCUUACAAGUAAGUACAAAACUAACAAACACUAUAUUGUACCUGCUUGACUUGCUUAUGAAUAGGGUGAUUUAGUUCCCUGAAUUUAAACUUUUUAGAUGUACAUCCGACAAAGCGUAACCACUGCAGUUUAUUGUGAAAUUAAUUCUUAGGUACCUACACCUCAUAUUGUGUCAGUGUGCUUUUUAGCGGUUUGACAAAGCCAAUGUAGCUUAGAUUAGAUAAUGCAAAUGAUUCACAUGUGCAUUAUCCAUCUAAAGCCAUCUAACCUAGGACAGCAAGGAUAUCGUGUUAAUGUAAAUUUGCAUUCAUGCACCUUAGAGUAGGUUUUGCUUUAUUUUGGUGGGGGUGGAUUGAAGUUCACCGUAGGUUGUUUUUUUGUUCUCCCUUUCCCCAAGCUGCUAUUCUUCAAAGAGUUUAAAGCCAAAACCCCUGAUAGUGACAUCACUGCUGGGGUUCCGAUUGCCAUGGGAGGUGCAGGGGUAAGGUAGGUUCUGUAUCUGAUCCUGCAUCCAGCCAUCUUCAAAUCCUAGCACUGCAGAUACCAGGAGCCAACGUCAGUGCUGUACAUUUUGCAUGUGUGCGAGAAUACAGUAUUAAGAUCUAUAGAGGAUCUCGCAAGACCAUGGGAUCCUCCAUAGAAAAAGCUUCCCCCACCCCAAAGCAGUCACUAUUGACGACUGUGUGAACAUUACAAGCUACGUGAAAUUACAAGCUUGACAAAAGUUAGCUUAACAAGCUUUUAAGUGGAUGAAAAAUACUAAUAUCUCCCAAGUGUCCCUAUUUUGAGCCCAAACCACUGUGUUCCUCGUUUCUAUUCUAAUGUACCUCUUUUUUUUUAAUUUAUUUUUUUUAACAAGAUUUAUAUUGUUGGUGUGUCUGAGUGUAUAACAUAGCGCCACAUUAAUAAUGUCCUUUUGCCUCACAUUAAUAUUGAUGCAGGGCCGACGCAUGAUGGGGAUAUUGGCUAAGUCCAAAAGCCUUAGUGAAAUAGGAAUACAAGAGGCAGUGAGAGUAUUGAAACAGAGAAGGAGCAUGAAGGUGAGAGUUUGGAGAAAGAGAGAAUGUGGAUGUUCGAGGAGUUGAGAUGCUGAAUGGGAGAAAAUUGGUUAGUAGUGGUGGGGAGUGGGAGAAUGUGGUAUGAAAGGGGAGAGCUUGGGCGUGAGAAUAGAGUUGUGGGGGGAGGGCAAUAAGAGAUUUAAGUGUGGCUUUAAAUGAUUUGGAAUGAAUAGAGUAUGAAAGGGGGGGAGGGAUGAGAGAAAACAAAAACUGAUAUAAAAUGGUAGAGAAGAGCAGAAAAAAGGGGCACAAGGACAAACCAUCUAGCUGCUUAGGCUCUGAGGUAAAAACUAAAAAAAAAAAGAAAAUAGUGUGUCAUUCACCAAAAACCCUUAAUCUACACCCAUCACUAGAAAAUGAUUAGAAGUUAGUUUUGCUCAUAUGUAAUGAGUAAGGAGAUGUAGUCUAUCCAAGUAGGUGGUGACAGGUGCCAAUUCAGCUAUCAUUACACAUGGUAAGUAAACCAAAAGUACAUUAUUAUGUAAUUGCUAAUAGUAUUGAUUGCAUGUCCUAACCCUAUUUUCUCCAAAAGUCAGUCAGCUGUUAAAGGGAAACUGACCACAACAUAAAUGCUACAUGAAGCUGUAAUGGUUACAUUGCUGCCACUGACUCAGUAAGGAUUUGUUGUCAUCAACUUUGCUUUUCAUCAUUCCACAUUGCAAAAGCCAACAGCCCAGAUGUUAAGUGUCCAUACUGCAACACUAACCUGCACUGCUCAAAGGAUACUCAGACCGUAAGGAACAGAAUGAACUGUAUGUAAAGGAUUUUGCUCCACUGGGCCAGGCUCCCUAAUCUCGUCUCCACAACACCCGAUUGCUUUAAAAGGCAGCAGCAUUAGAAGUGCCACAUGAAACAUCUCAAUAUAGCAUUCUUCACCAGCUGCCUGUUAUCUCAUGUAUUUACCUUCUCAUUCCCUUUACAUUUUUAUAGUGGCUACACAUGUCCUUUAAUUCUUCCUGGUCAUCACCCCAUGCUACCUCUUGCCCCAACUCCCAACUCAUGUCUCUGAAGAAUUUGUUGGUGCUUUAUAAAUGCCAAUAAUAAUAAUUUGAUUGUAAUCCUAAUUCCCAUGUCCUGACCAUGGAUAUGUUAAUUAAAGGACCACUAUAGGCACCCAGACCACUUCAGCUCAAUGAAGUGGUCUGGCUGCUAGGUCCCUCUUGUUUUAACCCUGCAGCUGAAAACAUAGCAGUUUCAGAGAAACUGCUAUGUUUCACUGAGGGUUUAUCCAGCCUCUCGUGACUGUCUGUCUCAUUGACAGCCACACAAGACGCUUUGGCUAUUUACACUGAGUAAAUCACACUUAUUUGACGCUGGACGUCCUCAUGGAGCUUCAAACAAGAUUCUAUAUAGGAAAGCAUUGAGUUAUGCUUUCCUAUUGCCGGGUUUAAAUGCGUGCUCGCCUCUGGCCGCUCAUAGAAACAUAGAAUGUGACGGCAGAUAAGAACCAUUCGGCCCAUCUAGUCUGCCCAAUUUUCUAAAUACUUUCAUUACUCCCUAGUCUUAUCUUAUAGUUAGGAUAGCCUUAUGCCUAUCCCACGCAUGCUUAAACUCCUUUACUGUGUUAACCUCUACCACUUCAGCUGGAAGGCCAUUCCAUGCAUCCACUACCCUCUCAGUAAAGUAAUACUUCCUGAUAUUAUUUUUAAACCUUUGUCCCUCUAAUUUAAGACUAUGUCCUCUUGUUGUGGUAGUUUUUCUUCUUUUAAAUAUAGUCUCCUCCUUUACUGUGUUGAUUCCCUUUAUAUAUUUAAAUGUUUCUAUCAUAUCCCCCCUGUCUCGUCUUUCCUCCAAGCUAUACAUGUUAAGAUCCUUUAACCUUUCCUGGUAAGUUUUAUCCCGCAAUCCAUGAACCAGUUUAGUAGCCUUUCUCUGAACCCUCUCUAAGGUAUCAAUAUCCUUCUGAAGAUACGGUCUCCAGUACUGUGUACAAUACUCCAAGUGAGGUCUCACCAGUGUUCUGUACAAUGGCAUGAGCACUUCCCUCUUUCUACUGCUAAUACCUCUCCCUAUACAACCAAGCAUUCUGCUAGCAUUUCCUGCUGCUCUAUUACAUUGUCUGCCUACCUUUAAGUCAUCAGAAAUAAUCACCCCUAAAUCCCUUUCCUCAGAUGUUGAGGUUAGGACUCUAUCAAAUAUUCUGUACUCUGCCCUUGGGUUUUUACGUCCAAGAUGCAUUAUCUUGCACUUAUCCACAUUAAAUGUCAGUUGCCACAAUUCUGACCAUUUUUCUAGUUUACCUAAAUCAUUUGCCAUUUGGCUUAUCCCUCCUGGAACAUCAACCCUGUUACAUAUCUUAGUAUCAUCAGCAAAAAGACAUACCUUACCAUCAAGACCUUCUGCAAUAUCACUAAUGAAAAUAUUAAAGAGAAUGGGUCCAAGUACAGAUCCCUGAGGUACCCCACUGGUGACAAGUCCAAGCUUCGAAUAUAUUCCAUUAACUACAACCCUCUGUUGCCUGUCACUCAGCCACUGCCUUACCCAUUCAACAAUAUUGGAAUCCAAACUUAAAGAUUGCAGUUUAUUGAUAAGCCUUCAAUGUGCAACAGUGUCAAAAGCCUUACUGAAAUCUAGGUAAGCAAUGUCUACUGCACCACCCUGAUCUAUAAUUUUAGUUACCCAAUCAAAAAAGUCAAUAAGAUUAGUUUGGCAUGAUCUCCCUGAAGUAAACCCAUGUUGUCUCUGAUCUUGAAAUCCAUGUGUUUAUAGAUGUUCAUCAAUCCUAUCCUAUAACAUGGUUUCCAUCACUUUCCCCACUACUGAAGUAAGGCUUACUGGCCUAUAGUUGCCCGACUCCUCCCUAUUACCUUUCUUGUAAAUGGGCACAACAUUCGCUAACUUCCAAUCUUCUGGGACUACUCCUGUUAACAAUGAUUGGUUAAAUAAAUCUGUUAAUGGUUUUACUAGUACACCACUAAGCUCUUUUAAUAGCUUUGGGUGUAUUCCAUCAGGUCCCAUUGACUUAUUUGUCUUUACUUUUGACAGUUGAAAUAGAACCUCUUCCUCUGUAAACUCACGUGUAAUAAAUGACUCAUUUAUCCUUUUUCUCAACUGAGGUCCCUUUCCUUCAUUUUCAUCUGUAAAUACAGAACAAAAAUAUUCAUUGAGGCAGUCAGCUAGACCUUUAUCCUCUUCUACAUACCUUCCUUCUUUUGUUUUUAAUCUAACUAAUCCUUGUUUUACUUUUCUUUUCUCAUUUAUGUAUCUAAAAAAUGUUUUAUCCCCCUUUUUUUACUGACUGUGCUAUUUUCUCUUCUGUGUGUGAUUUGGAAGCUCUUAUAACUUGCUCAUGCACAUUCGGCUCCACUCGGGAGCUGACGUCAGUGGAGGAGAGGUCACCAGGGACGAGGGAGCCCGGAGCUGGAUUAAGGUAAGUGGCUGAAAAGGGGUUUAACCCCUUCAGCGCCAAGGGAGGGUGGUACUCCAAGAGCCUAUAGUGCCAGGAAAACGGGUUUGUUUUCCUGGCACUGUAGAAUCCCUUAAAAGAUUACCUUUCCCUUCAAGAAAUUAGCUAUUAAAAUGGCAUUUAUAUUGAAAGCAUAAAUGUCCAAACAGAUGAUACAAUCUUGUCAGAAAAAGAUGGAGAGAGUUGGUGCAUCCAUCACAGCACAGAUUGGUAGGAUGAGAACAGAAAUGUUAAUUACAGAAAAAAAAGUAAUCUGUUAGCUCCAUUGCUUUUUAUAGUGAAAUGUUGCAGUACUCAGAAGGCCCUGCUGCCUUGUGAGUAUUACAUCUUUUAUUUUAGGUUUAGUAUGUCACAUGCACUAAAAAUCUGGCCCACUGAUGUACUUUGUAAAUAAUUUUCUUUUAUUAUGUUACGUCUUUAUUCCAUUAUAACCUAGAGAAUAAGCCUAUCUUUGCACAUAUUUUCAAAGGUACCAAUAAUAUGUGUGCCUAGGGCGCACUGGCCCGGGGGGGCGCCAAAUUUGAGUGACCUGUCACUCAGUGUAGCGUGGCCGGGCAGUGCGGACCGCGGUACAGGAGUUCUGUUUCCUGUACCCGGCUGGACUGAAAGGAAGUGCUCUCUCAGUGAGGUAGGAGGCACACAAGGGAGGGGGAGUGGUAGAGACCACCAGGGGAGUGGUAGAGACCACCAGGGGAGUGGUAGAGACCACCAGGGGAGUGGUAGAGACCACCAGGGGAGGAGGGGAGUGGUAGAGACUACCAUUGGGGGAUGGGGGGGCAGUGGUAGAGACCAUGGAUGGGGGGCAGUGGUAGAGACUACCGUUGGGGAUGGGGGGCAGGGGGCAGUGGGAGAGACUACCGUUGGGGGAUGGGGGGGCAGUGGGAGAGACUACCGCUGGGGGAUGGGGGCAGUGGGAGAGACACCGCUGGGGAUGGGGGCAGGGAGAGACUACCGCUGGGGGAUGGGGGGCAGUGGGAGAGACUACGCUGGGGGAUGGGGGCAGUGGAGAGACUACCGGGGAUGGGGGCAGUGGGAGAGACCACCAUUGGAGGGAGGGAGGAGUCGGAGACCACUGGGAGAGACCACCAGCAGUGGGAGAGGGGAGAGUAUACCAGGGAUGUGGGGGAAAGGAGAGAGAGACUACCAGGGGCUGUGGGGAGAGGAGAGACCACUAAAGGAAAAGGAGGGGAGAAAACUAAGGAACAGGGAAGCAGGGGGACCUAGGGGUGGGAGGGGAAAGACCCACAGAGGGGCCACAAACCCUCUUUUUCACACUACACACAUACAUAACGCAUCUUUACACAUUUAAAGAGACACCUAUUGCGUCCCUACACAUGCACAGAAACAUACAAUGCAUCCCUACUCACACACCAAAAGAUACAGUAAAUCCUACACACACACACACACACACAGAAACACUAUGCUUCCUUUACACACAAUGCAUACCUCACACACACUCACACAAUGCAGCCCUCGCACACAUACACUGCUUCUCUUAAUGCAUCUCUUACAUACACUCAAUGCACCCAUUACAGACACACACACUGCACUGCAUUACAUACACAGAAACACACCUUGCAUCCCUUACACAUACAAACACAUUCACACAAUGCAUCCCCUAUACACACACACUACAUCCCUUACACAAACUGGUAUCCCUAUACACUACAUUCCAAAAGAACACACAGACACAUUAAAUCCUCUACAAUAACACAUAACACAUCCCCUACACACAUAUACACUCCACUCCCUGUGAGCAAACUCAUGGGUGGGCCUUGUAGGCAUACUCAUGGUCAGGCCCUGGGGGCCCAGACCGUAAUCUGUGUAAGGGGCCCAAAAAAAUUGAGCUGCUUCCUGUUUGUUGAUUUUUGUGAGAACUGCCUCCAGAGAGCCUGUUUUAACACCAGACCAGUGGAGCCAGACUGCAGCCUGAGCCCAUCAUCAUCCUCUUGUCCUCAUCUGGUGGAAGUGGGCAAUCCAGUAUAUUAUUAGUGGCACUAAUCUCUAAUUUAAUUUUAUUAACAAUCAUAGGCAUUUAUGUCUUUAUAUUUCAUGGCAAGAGUUUAUAUGUGCAUUUGGGAUGAACAGACAAAAAUGACACAUAAUAUACAUUUUAGAAAUCACCCAUAGUGAAAGCACAUCUAUCUAAAAGUGUAUCCCUACGGCAAUAAAAUCAUACUGAAGUGUAAUGAUAGAAUAUACAGAGAGAAGGGGUUGUUAAUCUUAAAUGUAAAAUUUCAUUUAUGCAGCUAGUUUGAAAAGGGCUCACUCUUGAAUUGAAACACAGAGUGAAAAUGUAGCAGUGUACAUUAGUUAUAUAGGACUAAAGGUUGUUGUCCUUUAUAAUUUAUUGCAGCUUUUAAUUAAUAAGUUCCUAAUGAGGUGUCCUAAGCUGGACAAGUUACCAUGCAAAUGCUUUGAUACAGGUCCAUACCAAUUUGCCAAUAUUUGAGACUCGGAAGAAACUGCUCAACCAUCUAGGAAUUUAAAAACAAACCCAGUGAACUUAGUUCUUUUAAAGCAAGAGAAUAUCCAAACUGUUGUCUAAAAGAGGCUUUUAGAAGAGCGCUUUUGUCUACUCGUGAUGAUCUUUUAGAGAACUGCAUCCCUCCACAAGUAUCCUCUAUGAUUCAGAUGAUUGCAUACCAGUGGCAAGGUUUUAUUUUUUUUGCCACUGUCUGUUCUCCAAAUCUAAUCUUGAAGGUCUCCAGAGAUCAAGCUAGCAGAUAUGUGCGAGUGUUUGCAUAUUUAACUCCACUUUUGCAUCAAUUGUACAUAUGAGACUCCACUAUAGACCUUCUUCCUAGUUGCAAGCCAUAUGCAGUGUUGCAUCUCAUGGCACUCAAAACUAUUUAUAAUAUAUGUCGGUUAGGAGUGGACAUGAGGAACAUCUGGUGUUGCAGGCGUACAACUCUCAUUUUGCAUCAAUAAGGUUGACAGUUUAUCAUGAGUGUAAGCAGUGGCGUACACACAAUCCAUGGGGCCCCUCCCUUGCUUCCCCCCUCCCCUUGACAGGCACACACAUACACACCGACACAUACACACACAGACAGACAGACACCCAUACAUACAUACAAACACACACAUAUACAAAAUAUUUUAGUCACCCUUCUGUUUCCUACCUUUUAGGUGCAGGAGGGUGACAUUCCCUGGGGUCCAAUGGUGGCUCAGGCUGUUGGGAGUCAGAGUUCCCACUCUGACAUCCUGUCCUUCCUCCCGUGCGGGCUCUGUGUGAUUGCUGGGAGGAGUGACUGGGGCAGUCACUUCCUCCCAGCAGUAUUGUCAUCACAGGGGGCCAGGUCGCACUGUUAAAGCGCCCAGCGCUGACCGGAUCCCCUGAAAGUCCAUCUCCACCAUGUGGCCCUAAGAGCAUGGGCCACCUCAUGGACCCCUUGGACGGCGGCCACGGCAGUUUGCCGCGCGGACUGGGGCCGCAAAACAUUGCGGCUGGUGCAGGGCGGCCGGGCACCCUGGAGUGACGGUCCCGGUCACAACUGCGACCCCUACAUGUAUACCAGUGAGUGUAAGGUGUAAGAGUUCUACUUCCUGCCCAUCCCUGCUAUCAAGUAUAUGAUUGUAAACAAUAUGUGGUUUAUCCCAUUAGCUUUGUUUGUUUUAGGAUAAAUCCAUGCACCUCCCCAACGCCCAGCCCACCCCGACAUACACACACACACACACUCUACAGUCAGAAUCCAAGGUCAAAAUAGAUGACCUAGAAAAAACAUCUGAUGGUUAGGUUUCCAGUUUGGCUACUUUGGCCUUAAAUUUGAAGUUUACUUUGAAUUCUUAAUAACCCUGUAUAUAUUUUGGGUAACCGACUAUUUCUGUGUAGUGUCUUUUUGCUCUUGAUAAACUUAGAUGAUCAAGUGAGAAAUUAUUAUGAUUUUCAUAAGAAUGUAAUAUGCAAGAACAGUAUCAGUGUGGAUGAUGUGAUUUGUGGUCUUUAUAAUCAUUGUAUUUUGCAAUCUCAAUAACAACCACAUAGCUUAGAACAGCUCAUGAAUUAAACGAUCUUGACCUAGCUGAUAUUUAGUUUUUACAAACCCCUGCCUCAUCUUCUGUUUCCUUCUCCUCUAAUUCUGAAUCCUUGCGUACUUCCCCCAAAAGACCGUCCCUCAGUGAUAUAUGUUAAACAGCAUCAUUAUCAUGUUGUCAAUCUUUUUUUGGGGGGUGGACGACGACCCCGAUUUCUAGUGACAGAUUUGACUCUAAAACUGCUCUGUGAAUUAAUACCUAAUAUCUUCAUUAAAAAUUUAAAAAGUGAAUCUAUUGGUGUGUUAUUAGUAUAGACCGAUUGUGUUAUUGUCUAUAAUUGUGAUAAUGAUCAGGGUGCGUUUUCUGCGUAAUCAGUGGAAAAAUCCUGGUAAUUUCAAACGGCUCAAAAACCUUUUUCUUGCAACUUUUAUACGGGCUACCAUUAGAUUACGCAGAGCCAGCAGUCACUAAUCUGACACAUCCUGCACAGUCUGUAUGGUAUCUCACAGAUGGUAUUUCCAUUACACCAAUGACCGAGAAAGAAUAAUUAAUUGACUCCGUUCUAAUGAUCAAAGGUUUUUAUUCAGUAAUCAAUAGUUUCUCCCUCUUCUUUGUUUUGCCAGAGUAAACAUGGUGAGCCUUUUCUUAGGCAUUGACUGCAUACGAGAGUUUCUUUACUCACAUUGUGGCCUUCCAAGGGAUACAAAGGCAACCGAACCAAUAUAAUGAGGCAUGAUUGCCCAGAAUGUCAAUUUAUAACUAAAGCUUUCUAGUUUCCUGGUGACAUUUUAUUGUAGCUGGUAAGACAUGCAGCCUUUGAAUCUUGAGGUGGAAAUAAAUAAAAUAAAUGUUUGUUUAAUCACCUUUGUUCAAGGCUAAAAAAAAGUACUAAGGAGGGUUCGAGGGAUUCAUAUAUGUGAUCAUGGUAUGAUAUUCCAAUAGGAUGGGCCUGAAUCCCAGUAAAUAACUGCAGGUUAACCAUAUAGAACACAAAUGAGUAAUUCCCUAUUGUGUUUACCUGAUACAGACGGUUUGACUUCCGACCUAAAACUGAUCCAUACUGCCAAGCAAGGUACACAUUUUGCCCCAGUGGCUUUGAGAAUGGCUCUAUUCCAAAGAUGAAAGAUGAGGAUAUCAUCGAUGUUUACAGAUUGCAAGCCCCUGUUUGGGAAUUCAAAUAUGGGGAUCUGCUGGGACAUUUUGUAAGUAUAGUAAAUUAUUGAUUAAUGGAAACACGAGUAUUUUCAAGUAUCAAAUCUAAAUUAUUAAACAGCAUUCCAAGAACCAUAGCAUAAAUUAGUGGCACCCUUCCAGAGUAAGAAGUCAAACUAUUUAACUCCACUGCACCAAGUCCUUCUAUGUUAAAUGAGAGUGCUCUCAGUCAAUCAGUGCAGCCUGCAUGGCCAGGCUUAGUUAAGUGGCAAGCUACAGUGGUUAUGGUACUUGGAGUGUUGUAUUAAAACUCCUGGAAAAAAUCAAACAAGAAAAUCAUCCAACUACUCAUACUAAGCUAGUGCAUAUCAGUUCAAUAAAAAGAUUUUGUGAAAGCUGCCUAUCUAAGAUUUAAAAACUCACCAAAUCUAUUACUUUGAUAAAGUGGUAGAUGAAUCAUAAGUUUGUCAUGUGACUAAAUCUGACUAUUACAUUAGUCAUUACAUUAGUCAUUGAUGCUUUUAUAUAUACAAAGUAAAACCAGUAAGUAUGGCCCUAAAAAUUAUUUCACUAAAAUUGAUAUACAAAGCUACCCCUUACAAUGGGUAAAAGCUCAAAACACAUAUACUUAAUUUUUUUUUAAAGUGUGCUGUGUCUUUUUAAGACAAACUAUUCAUGUAUAUCAGAUAUGUAUUAGAAAGCUCACUGGGCUAAUGCAUCCUGGCAGGGCCAACUCAGCGCUUCAUCCUUUCGAGGUAGAUAAAAUGAGUACCAUUAACUUGGGUAAUAGUAACAUCCCCUGGCUGUGGGGCAAAAGUAACAUGCCCAAGACGUAUGUGAAAACCAGAGCAAUCUGAAUGUUCCUGGUUAAAUACUUUGUUAUUAUAAUAUCAGCUGUAGCAUCAACCACAUUAAAGUGCAAUGUGCUCAGUUCAAACCUAUAAUUUGCAACACUGCAAAAUACAAAAAGUUCUACCAGUUUUGGGCAAUUAUACAGUGUAGCACUUUACUUAUAUAGAAAGUAAGAGAAAAAGAAAAAAACCAAACAAGGUCUUUUCACUGAAUAUAAGGUGGAAGCUGAUACAGUUAGAGCAGACUUCCACUGCUCUAUGCUUGUGAGUGAUUCCUAUUUUUGCACUAUUUAUUACAUUUCGUGUUGCCCUAUAUUUUUUUUUUCUCGUACAUGUUAUAUGCUGUUUGAAACCACCUGCAAGCAUAUCAACCGAUCUAUUAUAAGGAAGACAGAUAUCUAUGUAAGUAAAGUGCUACACUGUAUAAUUGCAUAAUAUUGGUAGCACUUAGUUUUUUGGGGGUUUUUUUGUAUUUUGCAGUGUUGCACAUUGCACUUUAAUCAACAUUUAAGUGUCGCUUUAUGUAAUGCACAUAUGCACUUUCAUAUGGUUGAUGCUACAGCUGAAAUAAUAGUUUAAUGUAUACAGCACACUUUGUUUUUUUGUUUUGUAUGAAUGCUCUUAUGCAUAUGUAAUUAUUUCAUACCCUGCUUGUAUCAUGCCAAUGUGCUUAUUUCUAUACGAUGGUUGACAUUUUAGUUAUUUGUUUUUAAAUCCAGAUUGUGAACUUGGAUAGCAUAGACUUUGCCAGUUUUAUUAGCUACACAGCUUGUACAUUCUACAAUUGAGGAUAUCUUAGUAAAUCAGCUAUUGUUUCCUUGUGAGACUGACAUUUUUUGUUUUAACUUAUAUAGAAAAUUAUGCAUGAUGCAGUUGGAUUCCGGAGUUCUAUAACAGGAAAAAAUUACACAGCUGAAUGGUACGAACUAUUUCAGCUUGGAAAUUGUACUUUUCCACACUUGAGACCCAACAUGGAAGAACCAUUUUGGUGUAAUCAAGGGGCAGCAUGUUUCUAUGAGGGAAUAGAUGACGAACACUGGAAAAGCAAUGGGACUUUGGUUCCAGUUGCAAGAAUGUCAGGUAAGGGGUUAUAAUACAUGGCAUAACUGCAGAUCCCAAAAAUACAGCAUCCUAAAGAUUAUGGAUUUUCGUGGUACAAUGGAGUUUUCAGUUAUGUAUUUUAAACGGUGUUUAGUAACUGAUAAUCUAAUGUUACUGAUUACUGACCUAAAGCUUCAUUAAAGGAACAUUCUAAAUAUCAUAACCACUACAGUGCUCUGUAGUGGUUAUGGCACCAGGAAUGUUCUCGCAAUCCCCAUUGCAAGUAGUAAAACCAUUUUAGAAGAUUUGACCUGUUACCUGGCAUCUGGAGAGCUACUAUGAAGGAGCUUCCCCGCUCUCUUCUGGAAAUAGAGCUGUUGGGGAGUGGUGCGCAAUGCACCCCAAGUAAGUCUAACCGUUCCAAAAUGGAGGGGGGCGGGGCGGCACCAGGGACAUCUUGACACCAUAUCCACUACAUCACACAUUAGUGGCCAUGUUGCUUGAACGAUUUCUUUAAUUUAUUCUUUUUUUAACAGUCACAAAUGCAGCAUAUGUAUUUUUUAACUUCUGCUUGCAUGGUUUCACUCACCAACCUGUUUUCAAAUCUGAGAUUUUGUAUUUUUGUGUGUUAGAACAGACUCUGGAAACAUGUUAAUUUUCCCUGAAUUACAAACCAGUAUUAUUGAUGGAAAUGUUUUGUUUUGUUUUGUAAGCUGUUUUACUUUAUUUUAUUAAACAUUUUUUUUUUUUUAGUACACAGUUCAUUAAGGAUUUUUGAAGUGAUAUAUAGGGGAUAUGCAAACAUAGCAGUACAAUAAUAAAUGCAAUUAAAUCGUUUAACAGGCGGCAUGUUUAAUCAGAUGUCAAAAUGGUUAAAAGAAGAUAAUGACACUGGGAUUUACUACGAGACAUGGACUGUGCAGGAACCAACCAGAGCUAAACCAAGGGUGUGGUUUGAAUCAUAUGACUGCAGCAAAUUUGUGUUGAGAACCUACCAAAAAAUAUGGGAGCUUGGAGCCACAUUUAACAAAGAGAUUCAGACAAAUUACACUCGUAUAUUCUUGUACAGUGGAGAACCUGUAUACUUGGGAAAUGUCUCGUCUAUAUUUGGGCCACAUGGCAAUAAAUCUUUGGCAGAAGACAUAAGAAUGUUUUACACACCUUUUAGACCUCCUCAUUCAUUUAAAGAGUUCCUUAUAAGUAUCUUGGCAAUCUAUGAUGAGGUUGUCUUGCAUAAAACAUUUUAUUUGUUUUAUAAUUUUGAAUAUUGGUAUUUACCUAUGGAGUACCCCUACAUUAAGCUAACAUAUGAAGAAAUACCUCUGCCAUCAAACAAACAUGUCUGAUUUCUUUUUUUUGUUUUUGUUUCUGAAGGAUAGGUAAACAGGAGUAUUUGUUUGUUGGAUACGUUAUUCAUAUCAGGAAGUUAUCUACAGCAAUGUUAGGAUCUGUACAUACAGUUCAUACACUUCUAAACAUACUGAAUAUUUUAAGAAGACCAUCCUGCCGGAGGAGAUCCUUACAUUUGCACUUUAGGACCAAUAUUCAGAAAGUAUUAUUAUAAAUUAGGGGUAGGUAAUUUACUCAAACAGAGACCCCAAAUUUUCUCAAGAUGGAAGAUUAUGUCUCAAUCAAAGAUGUGCCUUAUUUGUUCAUUUAAAAUGUGACCUAAUCCUUAGAUGCUUGGAUGACAUUUACUCUGAACCCUCUGUAGUGGAUAUGAUGCUAGACAUGCCCUGUUGAUGUCCCACAGAGAGAUUAAAUUGUAUCACUGUUUGACAGCUUACCUGGGUCCUGCCAGGUGCUCGUGCCACUUUCACCACAUCCACUGUUCUCAUGCUGGAGAGGUCGUAUUGCUAUAAAGGGCAGAACAGGACUAUGCCAAACAACGCUCACUGACUGAGACCAGUCCUGCAUUGAACGUUCUGCUGUCCCCCUAAAACCCACAUCUUUUCCCUCUGGUGUCCCCUUUAAUUUUUAUAAUUUUAAAAGUGUUUGCUUUUUUUUUACUUAUCAUUUAUAUUUUAUAAUGUAUUUAUAUAUGAUAUAUGUGUGUCAUUUAAUUCUAG
Messenger RNA from Pelobates cultripes (western spadefoot toad), 16114 nucleotides. The record is from the annotation of a GenBank genome assembly. NCBI's taxonomy places the organism in Eukaryota, Metazoa, Chordata, Amphibia, Anura, Pelobatidae.